Molecule: messenger RNA, 1047 nt
Organism: Hevea brasiliensis (rubber tree)
Lineage: Eukaryota; Viridiplantae; Streptophyta; Magnoliopsida; Malpighiales; Euphorbiaceae
Product: binding partner of ACD11 1
Exons: 5
Coding region: 178-909 (243 amino acids)
Molecular function (GO): RNA binding
Source: RefSeq, a predicted model, not a curated record
UCAUGAGUCAGCCAUGUCAUGCGAUUUGCACGUGCCUCAGGACAUAGUGGAGAAGGUAAUGUGUUUCUGUAUAAUGAUCUCAUCUUGAAGCUUCUAUUUUUCUCUCCGUCUCUCGAUUCAAAGUGCUCAGGCUUCUUCAAUUCGUCUUUCCUCUGAUCCUAAACAGGUUUUAUAAUCAUGAAUGAAGGUGGGUAUACUGUAGAAGUUACAGGCCUCUCUCCCAAAGCUACUGAGAAGGAUCUUCAUGAUUUUUUCUCCUUCUCUGGUGCAAUUGAACAUGUUGAGAUUGUUAGAUCUGGUGAAUUUGCCUGUACUGGAUACGUGACAUUCAAAGAUGCCUAUGGUCAAGAGACGGCUGUCUUACUCAGUGGUGCUACAAUCAUGGAUCAACGGGUAUGCAUAACCCGCUGGGGGCACUAUGUAGAUGAAUUUGAUCUUUGGAACAGGCCCUCAUCAAGGGCAGAAGAUGAAACUGAAUCAACUCAGCCCCCACAAAGAAGUGUUCCUAGUGCUGGAGAAGCAGUAACAGCGGCACAGGAAGUGGUCAAAACUAUGCUGGCCAAGGGAUAUGUGUUGGGAAAAGAUGCAUUAAGCAAGGCAAAAGCUUAUGAUGAAUCUCAUCAAGUUACUGCUACUGCAGCAGCUAAGGUUGCCGAGCUGACUGAGAGAAUUGGCCUUGCUGAUAAAAUUUUUGCUGGCAUGGAAGCUGUUAAAGCUGUGGAUCAGAAGUACCAUGUCUCUGAAAUGACCAAAUCAGCUGUAUCAGCAACAGGAAGAACAGCUGCUGCAGCAGCAGACACUGUGGUAAACAGUAGCUACUUCUCUAAGGGAGCUCUUUGGAUGUCGGAUGCUUUGAAUCGGGCAGCCAAAGUUGCUGCUGAUUUGGGUAGUCGGGGUGUUCAGCAAUGAGGCUUUGGUGUCCAACUUAGGUGCAGCUUUUGAUACUGUAUAUCGUAUGUAGUGUGUAACUAGUUGAUAGUUUUUUACUUUUGUAUAGUAUUUGCUGGUUAAUCAAAGAGGGGAAAUAAAAAAUAGUUCACACCAUAA